UGCUCCUGAGGUCUCUGAUGAGCUGGGCCUUCUGGUAUUCCACAUCCGUUCCUAAUCCACGUCAUGCCAUUACUCACCCACCCACACACCUUCCAGUAUUGGUGGCUUGUGGUACCAACCACAUCCUUCCGCACCUUGCAAGCGGUUUUAAGUCGCGCAUCAGGUGUCGACAUCACUAUACGACUUGCUUCAUAUCAUCGAGUGUACUUAUUGCGAAACGCUCGGGAUAAUUCCAUACUGUAUUGUCUUUUCACGACGCUCCUGCGAAACGAAAUAUCACAACUUUCACGAUAUACACUUGCCCUGGCCACGUGGCAUCAGUCCACAUACUGGUGAGGGGAAAUUAAAG
This is a messenger RNA of Cantharellus anzutake, 349 nucleotides long. RefSeq lists its product as uncharacterized. NCBI's taxonomy places the organism in Eukaryota, Fungi, Basidiomycota, Agaricomycetes, Cantharellales, Hydnaceae. The record is from RefSeq and is a predicted model, not a curated record. The coding region runs from base 64 to 336 and encodes 90 amino acids. The transcript has a single exon.